Epinephelus moara (kelp grouper) is the source of this 2630-nucleotide messenger RNA. Its product is annotated as arylamine N-acetyltransferase 1-like. The record is from RefSeq and is a predicted model, not a curated record. Gene Ontology annotation, molecular function: acetyltransferase activity. Bases 117 to 974 code for a protein of 285 amino acids. The transcript has a single exon. NCBI's taxonomy places the organism in Eukaryota, Metazoa, Chordata, Actinopteri, Perciformes, Serranidae.
ACAGGAACCUUCUGUACUUUGGACCAUUGACCCUCCUUUAUUUCUAGACUUGUUAUUAGUCACCUGGACCGCGAUUCACCAGGAAGCUGAGGUUAAAAACAUUAAAAACAGCGAUAAUGACUUCCGCUGAGAUGCACGUGGAGACCUAUUUGUCGCGCAUCGGGUUUGCGGGCCCAGCCGAGCCCAGCCUGGAGGUGCUGCGGUCGGUCCACACCUGUCACCUGCUGUCGGUGCCGUUUGAAAACCUCACGGUGCACAGCGGCGGGCGGGUUCACCUCGCUCUCCCUCUCCUGUAUGACAAGAUAGUGACACAGCGGCGGGGUGGUUUCUGCUUUGAGAAUAACGGCCUCUUCUCCUGGCUGCUGUCCACACUGGGUUUCCAGGUGACUCUGCUCUCCGGUCAGGUGAGGAACCACAUCACGUGUCGCUACGGGCCACCUUUUGACCACCUGGUCCUCAUGGUAAGCCUUGAUGGGCAGCGCUGGCUGUGUGACAUCGGGUUUGGUGCCUCUGGUUUCAGUGCUCCCCUUUCCCUGGACACCAGUGGCCCCCAGGAGCAGGGCCACAGGGUGUACCGCAUCAGAAAGGAUAAGGAGAUGCACUUUGUGGAGUGGCAGGAGGAGGAGAACAGAGGGGCACAUGGAGACUGGACGCAGAUCUACAAGUUCACCCUGGAACCUCGGCGGCUGGAGGACUUUGAAGAGAUGUGCCAGUACCAUCAGAGCUCCCCCAGCUCCAUCUUCUUCUGCAAGUCCAUCUGCACGAUCUUAAAGCCAGGUGGGAGGCUCAGCUACAUCGGCCACAGACUGACCAGCACCACAUUCCCAACAGAGGGAACAGUGUUGGAAACCACAACCAGGGAACUUAAAGAUGAGGAGAUACCUGGUAUUCUAGCAGAGGAAUUUAAAGUUGUACUGAAGUCUCCGCUCAUACCAAAAGAUGAGGAAAUCACACCUCCGCCGGUCAUGUAUUGAUCAUGCUUCCACAGGGGACAUCUUUACACCUCUGUAGGCAAAGUGAUGUAGAAAUAUAUCUCAUCAAGAUGGCUACAAACUAUCUUUGACUCAUGAAGUAAUUAUUUGAAGUAGAAUUACCACCUCAUGGUUGUAUGCCUCCGUGCACCAGUCAGGUUGCAUGUACAGCUUACAUCCAUCACUGAAAUCAGGGAUGUCACAGUGAAGUUGACCCUUGACCUUUUGGAUCUGUAUUGGGUCUGUUCUGAAUUGCAUACUUUUUUAAAAAACUGUUAGUAGGUACUGCAGCUGGCCUUAAAAAGUAUGUACUUUUGCAUGCAGGACAUACUACCUCCCUACAACAUUACACUCUGAACUUUCAGAGUCAUCAGAGUGGAUGUAGUAGAACAUCCUGGUAUUUUUGGCAUACUGCAUUUGACAUACUAUGUAUUAGGACAUACUAAAUCUUUUCCUGGCUUACUAUAUAGUAUGGGUAUUGGAAUGCAGUCAGUCAACACUUCAUUAUUUUAUCCCAACAGACAUUUCUGUGCAAUUUUGUUAUAUGUAUGAAUUCUUGCAGUUUUGUAAAAAAAACGUGUUGUGAGUGCACAGUGACCUUGAUCUUUGACCACCAAAUUCUCAGCAGUUUAUCAUUGAGCCCAGCUGGACAUUUGAGAUAUCCCAUUAACGAGAAAGACGGAGGAGGUCACAGUGACCUUUGACUGCCACAUACUAAUCAGUUCACUGUUAAGUGGACGUUUGUGCCACAUUUUAAGAAAUUUCCUUAAAGAGUUCUUGAGAUAUUGCGUUUACGAGAAAGACGGAUGCAAGAUUACAGCGACUUUGACCCACAACCACUAACAUGUAAUCAGUUAAUUGUUGAAUCCAAGUGAACAUUUGUGCCAAAUUUGAGGAAAUUGUCUCAAGGCAUUUUGGAGAUAUAGCAUGAGAAUGAGAUGGACGUUUGACUGCCAAAUUCUUAUCAGUUCACUGUUAUGUGGAUGUUUGUGCCACAUUUGAAGAAAUUCCCUCAAGGUGUUCUUGAGAUAUCGCGUUUACAAGAUAGACGAAUGCAAGAUCACAGUGACUUUGACCUUUGACCACCACAAUGUAGUCAUUGAAUCCGAGAGGACAUUUGUGCCUAAUUUGAGGAAUUUAUCUUGAGGCAUUUUUGAAAUAUUGUGUGAACAAGAAUGCAACAGAUGAGGUCACAGUGACCUUUGACUGCCAAAUUCUAGUCAGUUUACUGUUAAGUGGAUGUUUGUGCCACAUUUGAAGAAAUUUCCUCUUGAGAUAUUGAGUUCACGAGAAAAAGCUUUAUGCAAGAUCACAGGGACCUUGACUUUUCACAACCACCAAAAUGUAAUCAGUUCCUCAUGGAAUCCAAGCAGAAGUUUGUGUCAAAUUAGAGGAAAUUAUCUCAAGGCAUUUUUGAGAUAUCGUGUUAACGGGAAAGAGAUGGACGUUUGUGCCACAUUUGUAUAAAUUCUUUAAGGCAUUCUUGAGAUAUUACAUUUACGAGAAAGACAGAUUCAAGAUCACAGUGAUCUUGACCUUUGACCCACGACUAAAAAAUGUAAUCAGUUCAUCCUUGAGUCCAACUGGACAUUUGUGCCAAAUUUGAUUAAAAUUCCCUGAAAGCGUUCUUGAGGUAUCGUGUUCAUGAAAAUGGGAGAG